Molecule: messenger RNA, 1689 nt
Organism: Chilo suppressalis (striped riceborer)
Lineage: Eukaryota; Metazoa; Arthropoda; Insecta; Lepidoptera; Crambidae
Source: the annotation of a GenBank genome assembly
AUGCCAUUCAAAAUUGUUCAAACGAUUGAAAAACAACAACCAAAGUUGACUAUAGUUCCUGCUUACUGGGAAUAUAACGGUGUGUUACGAUUACCUAAAAUAGGUGCCAGAAAGUUAGUUACUAACGGAGAUUCCAGACCACUUCAAGGAUGGGUAUCUAUGAAAUGUACUGUCAAGCGGUCGUCAUUUCAAACAUAUCGAGAAGCUGAAGAAGAACUAACUCUUAUGGAAAACAAAAGUGACACAGAUGUUCCUGAACAUGAAGGGAUUAAUUUGAACUCAAUUCAAGAUACUAACUACAAUUCGAUGGCCGAAAAUUUGUGCCAGGAGCAAAUCAUGCCAUUCAAAAUUGUUCAAACGAUUGAAAAACAACAACCAAAGUUGACUAUAGUUCCUGCUUACUGGGAAUAUAACGGUGUGUUACGAUUACCUAAAAUAGGUGCCAGAAAGUUAGUUACUAACGGAGAUUCCAGACCACUUCAAGGAUGGGUAUCUAUGAAAUGUACUGUCAAGCGGUCGUCAUUUCAAACAUAUCGAGAAGCUGAAGAAGAACUAACUCUUAUGGAAAACAAAAGUGACACAGAUGUUCCUGAACAUGAAGGGAUUAAUUUGAACUCAAUUCAAGAUACUAACUACAAUUCGAUGGCCGAAAAUUUGAUUUUGCUCAAUCGCGGCACAGAGGAGGAAAUACCUGCGCCACGUACGAGUACUUCAACCGCUGCAGCGCCCGGAGAAAUUGAGUAUAUAAUAUCGACGAGUGAGCUACCAAAUACCAUUACAGAUCUUCAAAACGUACAAAUUGAUACAAAUAUUUUUGAAGAAAUAUUGAAAAAUCAAAAUAAAAUAUUAGAAAAUCAAAAUGUGAUUCUGCAAAAUCAAUGCGUCAUGCAAAAAAUGCAACAAUGUGUGUUGGAUAAAGAAGAAAUAAAUUGUAAACAGAUUUCAAAUUUAGUGGUUCUUGUAGAAGAUUCCUUUACAAGACUAAGGCAACAAAACAAAAGAGAAACUGUUGUUUCUCUUGGCGAUGCUAACGCUUUUGAGAAAGAAAGUUUUUAUAUCAAACCCUUGGCCAAUGUUAAGGAAUUGGAAGAAUUGGAAUGUAAAUUAUCUGACAAUGUGGAAAAAAGUCUUUUAGAACAACGCUUUGAAUUCUUAUGUACAAGAUCAGCUGGAAAAGGAAUCAAUUGUGCCUAUAAGUUGCUAGAUAUUAUAUUUCGCAGAGAUUUCUUAUGUAAAUGCUCCUGGUCAGGUGGUAGCAGAGGAAAUGCAACUAAAAUUGGCCUGAAAGGGUUCAAAAAUGUUUUGAGUUUUUUUUACAACAUGGUUCACUCAUGGGACCCACUCUACACCUAUGAAGACAACGAAAAUUUUUUCAAAAUGGUGACCAAAAAUGCUACGAAACGAUCAGAAAUUAAAGAUCUCAGAGCAUCAACAAAACGCAAACGCCAGGAGGUAAAAGAAAGUAAAAACAAAAAGAGUAAGACAGAAACAUCGCAGGAAGCAGAAACUGUAGAAAGCAGCCAAGAAAACCCGAACCAAGAAAAAGAAGACCGGGAAAUUGAAAAUCGAGAAAUUGAGAAUCAAGAAAAUGAAAAUCAAGAUAUUGAGAAUCAAGAAAUCGAAAACCGAGAAACUGAGAAUCAAGAAAAUAAUGAAUCAGAAAAUAAUGAAGAAGAAUCGCUCUGCUGA